UGACGAAGCCUGAUACCAGACAGUUGUCUUGUGCAGUAUUAUUCCACAUUUAGCAUUUCUCAACACCCUGAUCGGCAGAAUAUCCUCAGCACCUCAGAUCAUAAAGUCACCAUCAGCUGUCCAUCAUGUCCAUGUUCAGCACCGGUAUCCUGGUCCUUACGUCUCCGUUACACGUCCUCCCUCUCCGCAUCGCGCCUGUCCUCACGUCUGCCGCCCAGGUGGUCGAGCGCACACUUUACGUCCAUCUCCACCCCGGCCUCAACCUGGGCACAGGUGGGCAGGUGCGGCCCGCCUACAUCCCGCCCGUGGUGGAUCUCUGCACUCUCAUCUCCUGCCUUUACAGCAACGCCGCUGACAUUUGUGCGCACCUUGACGUCAGAGUGCUGCUCAGUAACGUCCGCACCCAAUCUGCGGUGUUGAGUGGAAACAACGGCCCUUUUUCCACCCCGCAGACGCUGUCCCACUCGCCAGAAGUAGUGCUCACAGACUUCCCCAUCCAGGAUUCAGGCCAGUCCUCGCUGGUCACCCAGUGCUUGCAGAAGUACGCGGGUCACUGCUACGUCUGCAAACCGAGUCUCUCAUCUGUGCUUUUGUACCCGCGACUAAAAGAGGUUGAGGAAGAUGAUGAUGAUAGAAGAGGAAGAGGUGCACAAUUAAAACCUUUAGAGACGUUCAGUGAUGUGGUGGUUGGCGGCACUUUUGACCGUCUGCAUGGCGCCCACAAGACCCUGCUGAAUAUUUCCUGUCUGAUGGCCAACAGACGCUUUGUCAUUGGUGUGUGUGACCAGGAACUACUAAAAAAUAAGGUCUUGAAUGAGUUGAUAGAGCCGUACGAUCAGCGUGUGCAGAAGCUCCAGGACUUUCUGAACGAUGUAAAACCAUCGCUCAAGUACGAAAUCGUUCCUCUCUCCGACCCCUUCGGCCCCUCUGUAAGCGACCCUGAGCUGCAGUGCAUUGUGGUCAGCGAGGAGACGAGGAAAGGGGGUGAAGCUGUCAACAGGAAGCGUGUGGAAAAUGGAUUGGCUGAACUGGUUUUGUACGAGAUCCAGCUGUUGAAAGACGCCCAUCAUGCUGACAUCGAGGAGGAGAAGAUCAGUUCCUCCAGCCUGAGAACAAGAUUGCUGGGCACGCUGCUCAAACCUCCAUCUCCGCAGCCGGAUCUUCCUCUGGAUCUGUAUGUGAUUGGUCUGACGGGCGGCAGCGGGUCGGGAAAGAGCUCUAUAGCGCACAGACUGGAGGCUCUUGGCGCCGUGAGGAUUGACUGCGAUCAGCUCGGUCACGAGGCUUACCUGCCGGGAACAUCCGCUUAUCAUAAGGUCGUCCAGGAGUUCAGCCCAGAUAUUCUUAAUGAGGAUAAGAGCAUUAACAGACGAGUACUGGGUGGAAAAGUGUUUGGAAACCAGGAGCGUCUGAAAGCUCUGACAGAUAUCGUGUGGCCGGAGAUUGCUCUGCUGGUGAAGAAAAGAAUAGAACAAGCAAAAGAACAGGGUGAGCGUGUCUGUGUGGUGGAUGCGGCCGUGUUGCUCGAGGCGGGAUGGACAUAUCUGGUGCAUGAGGUUUGGGUGGCCACCAUCCCAGAGGAAGAGGCAGUGAAGCGUAUAGUCCAGCGUGACGGUGUGAAGGAGGAAGACGCCUUGAGGAGACUGAAGAGCCAGUGGCUGAAUGCAAAGCUGAUAGAACAUGCUAACGUAGUGCUGUGCACACUGUGGGAACCUGACGUUACUCAGCGACAGGUGUUGAAAGCCUGGACUCUAUUACAGCAGAGGAUUCAGAAGAGACUAGAAGAAAUCAGACCUUCACCCUGAGACGGACUUCAAUAUGAAUACAACCGGAUUUCAGCGUUUUCAGAAUUUAGUGAAAUAGUUUAGUGACGGUUUCCUUAGUUGAUCAUUUCAGAAACAAACAAGAAAUCAUUUACCAUUUGUUGCAUCAAACAUUUGUAACCUUCAUAAACAAAUGAGCCAGUAUCAGUUCUUAUGUUCGUGGCUCUUCUAAUGUGGUGGAAGAGGUUUGGGACGGAAAACACCUUGAGCACUUUUAAUAGACCUGCAAUAUGCGGUUUACCAUUUUUUUUUGUGCCUGUUGUCAGAAAUGUCAUACUUGGUUGUCACACUGCCAUUUAUGUAUUUUUGCAAACGCAGUUUUCAGUGUAAAAGGCUUUGAUCUUGAUCUUAGUGUAGAUUAUGCUUAUUCUCAAAGAGAGAUGGUUAUUAAUCUAUAUUGUGCCUCCUGAAGACCAAAGUUUAAAAUGAAUGUCAGUUUAACCCAUAAUAGACCAACUGGUCAGUGAUCUAAUGCAAAUUCACAAAAUGACUUUUGAUGUCAUUGUGAUCAACUGUUUUAAGUUACCAAUUAAAAAUUAUUUAAUAAAUUAAAACUUUUUUUUUAAAUUCAAAUAAAACUUUAAUAAAUGUAAUCUUUAUAUACACACACAUGCAUGUACAACAAAUUAAACUCUUAAAAACUACUUUGUCUUAAAUUAAGCAGAAUCAAACCAUGCCCAGGCUCAGUAGAAAAACGCAAUGCUCCGUCUCAAUUAGUAAAUGAUGGCUAAAACUUUACACCAGGGAAAAGUGAUAGAAAUUGAACUUGAAACUAUAACGUGACUGUGGAGUAAAUUGUGAUUUAAAAACCAACAAUAGAACAAUUCAGAAAUAAUGAAUUACAACUGCUUCUAGUGACGUCAAACAUGUGGAUAGUUUGAAAGUACUUUUGUUUCACCAUAAUUUUUGCACAUGGUUCCUAACGUUCGCUUAAAAAAAUCCUGUUUUCUAAAUUAAACCAUGCCCAGGUUCAGUAGAAAAACGCAAUGCUCCGUCUCAAUUAGUAAAUGAUGGCUAAAACUUUACACCAGGGAAAAGUGAUAGAAAUUGAACUUGAAACUAUAACGUGACUGUGGAGUAAAUUGUGAUUUAAAAACCAACAAUAGAACAAUUCAGAAAUAAUGAAUUACAACCGCUUCUAGUGACGUUAAACAUGUGGAUAGUUUGAAAGUACUUUUGUUUCACCAUAAUUUUUGCACAUGGUUCCUAAAGUUCGCUU
Sinocyclocheilus anshuiensis is the source of this 3042-nucleotide messenger RNA. RefSeq names its product CoA synthase (gene coasy). The transcript has 10 exons. Lineage: Eukaryota; Metazoa; Chordata; Actinopteri; Cypriniformes; Cyprinidae. The record is from RefSeq and is a predicted model, not a curated record. Gene Ontology annotation, molecular function: ATP binding; pantetheine-phosphate adenylyltransferase activity; dephospho-CoA kinase activity. Gene Ontology annotation, biological process: coenzyme A biosynthetic process. Bases 126 to 1805 code for a protein of 559 amino acids.